Molecule: messenger RNA, 948 nt
Organism: Hyalella azteca
Lineage: Eukaryota; Metazoa; Arthropoda; Malacostraca; Amphipoda; Hyalellidae
Exons: 5
Coding region: 181-948 (255 amino acids)
Source: RefSeq, a predicted model, not a curated record
AACACUGUAUCUUUCUCAGAAAAAGAACUGCUUCAGGUUAAACGGAAAUGCAUUCCAAUACUGAAUAACAAGGUAGAGUGUAGCUCUGAAAUUAUCCUCUCGGUAGUGUUGAAAGUAAACAGACCUCUUUCUGGAAUCGGAGAAACAACCUACACUUUCCAUCACAAAUCUAUUCAAGAAAUGUUUGCUGCAGAAUUUAUUGUGCAGCGCAUCCUAGAGGGCAAGGGCACCCUGAAAAAUAUCCUAGAGGCCGAACCUAAGGAAAUGAGCAGCCUGCGCGAAGUACUGCAGUACGUGGUGCAGGGCCUCAGCCGCUGCAAGCCUCGCCUCUUGGAGAGACGCUGGCCAGAGCUGGAGCAGGCGCUGCGUGACGCCGGCGUCGUCUCUGCCGCCGACUGGGAGGAGUGUCUCCGCAUCUGCCCUGACGUUGAGCAGCUGGCCAAGCCUGCCGCUCUUAGCAAACUCAAAGAAGACAAGACGUGGCGUGUCGAAACAGGACGCGAUGUAGCGCUGGUCGCAGCCAUGUUGCCAUACGCACAACCUGACCUCCUGGAGGUGAAGAUCAAACCUGACGACCUAAGCAAGAGGCGGUGGGCAGAACUUGUGCAGCGUCGCGAUGGGCGCGUCCGUCUUGAGCUGCAGAACCCUGCCGAUGAUAAAUACAAGAGCAACGAAGACCUCCUCCUGCCAAUGCUUGGCACAAGGUUCGCGUGGCUGUCGCUGCGGGGCAGCAGGCUUCGCGCAGAGGAGCUGCCGUCGCUGCUGCUACAGCUGCACGGGGCAGGAGUGAGGACGGGUGGCGGGGGCAGCACGCGCACCGUGGUUUACGGGGAGGGGGAUGUUUACCUCUACAUCAGGGACGACAUGCACCCGGGGGGACCAGCGGUGCCCAGUGACGCCGAACUGCAGGCGGCGUAUCAUAGAUACCAGCGCCUCCGAGGACAAUAA